Messenger RNA from Aplosporella prunicola CBS 121167, 948 nucleotides. RefSeq lists its product as uncharacterized. NCBI's taxonomy places the organism in Eukaryota, Fungi, Ascomycota, Dothideomycetes, Botryosphaeriales, Aplosporellaceae. The coding region runs from base 1 to 948 and encodes 315 amino acids. The record is from RefSeq and is a predicted model, not a curated record. The transcript has a single exon.
AUGUUCUUGUUGCUGACUUUUGUGCAGAGAACUCUCCGGACCUCAGCUACCUUAGACUCGGAACUAUGGCAACCUCGCAAGACCCCACAAGAAGACCGCAGCGAGACUGAUUCUACGCACAAGGAGCGAAGAUAUGUUGUAGAAGCUCAUCGACGUCUCCUUGCGAUAUUCUAUCACAAACACCCUGACUUUCCGUUUGGUAAACCAGAAAAGAUGGUUCAAGAAAUCAGGACAUUGGUGGGCAUCGCAGACCAUUAUGGCAGUACUCAGAUAAUCAAUGUCUACAUGGGCAGACUGCGUUUGGAUGCGGCAGCUCUUGACGUUUUCGCCCAGGACCCGAUCAACCUGAUGAAGAUGUCAUUGACAAUGAAAAGCGAUUGGAUGUUCAGAGAAGCCACCAUCUAUCUAGUGAGCUUGCCUGAAGCUUAUUGGAAGGAGGUGGUUUUACACAUCGACCAACCAUGGGUUGCCCGCUACCUUGAAAAGAAGCGGAUCGAGUUCAAGAACAUGUUGCAGGAUAUCGACAUGAAACUGUUACGCUUCACGAUCGACCCAAAACCAGAUUCAGCGGUGUUUGAGCGCCUAGCAGAAGCAUAUUUCAGAAGCAUAGUAGCCAAACACUUGAAUGCUCACGCGGGUUCCGAGUGUGGCAAGAACUAUGCAGCCAUCUACAGAAAUAUUCAAAGCCAGAAGUUUGUCGAAGUCAACCCCUUCCACAAAUACUGUAAAGAUUUCGGCAUGCCCAAAUGGAUGAUGGACAACGCACACACAUCUCUCAGGCAGCUUCAUCAGAAAGCUGCUGCUAUCAUCGAACCUAUUCUCGUGGAUCGGACUGCAGCAAAGCGGGGCUCCCGUGAGCCUGAAAACAUGAAACUCCCGUUGGCAUUCAUUGAGGUUGCAGACCAGGAUAUCCUAUGGAAUGUCAAGUCUGAGGGAGACACCUCCUAG